Molecule: messenger RNA, 1734 nt
Organism: Linum trigynum
Lineage: Eukaryota; Viridiplantae; Streptophyta; Magnoliopsida; Malpighiales; Linaceae
Source: the annotation of a GenBank genome assembly
UACCAAACCGGGUUAGAAAAUGUUUUCAGACCGGGUUGGGACAUACUUACUCGAAGGUCCUAGCCCAGGCCCAGGUGGGGCUCACGUUUUCCUUCUGCACUGUUUUUAAUUUUUAUGAUGACAUACUUGUUGAUCGGACGGUGGAGAGGGGAUCAGGGGGGAAAAGGAGGUGAAACGGACGAUGGGAAAAAGAAAAAGAUUGAGGAAGAGGGGUUCGUGUGGAGGAAACGUGGCCGUCGGAUGAAAGAAAAGGGAGCGAGGAAGCACCAUUGGGACGACAAAUGGUGUCCACGUGGCUGUCGGUAAUUGGGGGAGCAAAUUAUGGGGCUGACCAGAUUUCUUUUUGCAGAGUAACGCUCGUGAGCCUCUUUUAUUAUUUUGCUUUUUGGGCAGUCAUUUCCGUUACUUAACUCUGUCGGGAUUUGAUUUGAGAGUAGAGUACACUUGUUGGGCUGACAGGGGGAUUUCCAGACCCGCUGGCCCAGCCCACCGAUUAGACUAUUGGGCUUAAUUCUGCAAUUAUGUUUGGUGGUCCCAAAUUCGUAUAUCCUCCUCCUGCCUAUGUUAUUGUUAAGUCUGUUACAGUCAUGCUUAACUAUUUGUUUGGGAUUGAUUAGGGUUAAACUUGGGUGGAAUUCAAUGAGCAAUUGUAGAGUGUAGACUGUUAGUCACGAUGGAUAUUAGUAAUGAUAUGGAAUAGUAGAGACACGAAAAAAUUGUAUAUCGAUCAAGCUGAAUUUCCAAUUCCAUUUUAUGCAAGUCCGUUGUCGAAUAGUAAAUAAGACCGAAAUUUAUUCUAUCUCGAUGAAGUGAAGUGGCAAAAACAACGACACGCUCAGAAGCUCAAAAUGUGUUUGAUUUAGUCGAUAACGGGAAUUCGAUCAAAUUCAUUACAAUCCGAGUUAGAACUCGUAUUGCAAUCAAACUUGAUGUAGAGUUUUCUUGUUGUUGUGCUUCCUUAAUUUGCGUACUUUGUGUUUCUGAGUGAAACGGAUCAUUGUAAAAGAAAUUAACCUAGAAAGUAAACAACAUGCUAUGAAAAGAAAAUGUCACAUAGAUCUUGCCUAAUUUGUGUUUCUGAGUGGACCGCUGUCAACACUGAUGGCUCGGUGAUUCCGGAGCUAGGAAUUUCGACUGCUGGUGGCGUUAUUCGAGGCUCUGAUGGCAGGUUUAUCAAAGCAUUUGCUGUUAAUCUAGGAGGAGGAUCGAUCACUCAUGUAGAGCUAGCAGGGAUCGCCCAAGGUUUGGGAGCUCGAAGAGUUCGGCUCCAGACGGACUCGGCGGUAGCUAUUUCACUCCUGCAGUCUGACCAGGCAGUUAACCCCCAUCACACUAUGAUCUCUCUGAUACGUCAGCUUGUGGCGCGAGAUUGGGAGGUCAGUAUAGAGCAUGUUUUCCGGGAGGCAAUUAUGUUGCGGAUUAUAUGGCCUCUGUUGGUCAUUCCUUACCUAUCGGAGUGCACCUGUUUGACACUCUGGGGGCGGCUUUGAGUCAUUGGCUGAUGUAUGAUCUUAUUGGGAUACAAAUGCCCCGAUCUAUUAAUACAUAAGGGUUAGAGCGCCCCUCUGCGCUUUGUUUUUCACAAAAAAAAAAAGCUUAAGAAAUGCUUUCAAAUUAGAGCAUUGACAGGAUAACUAACCCAAAUUCAUCCUUCAACAACAUAUAUACAACGAGUUCUAUAUCCUGUCAAAUUGAGAUACCGCACACUUUUAGUAAGAAAAUGUCACAUAGAUC